Halteromyces radiatus is the source of this 384-nucleotide messenger RNA. RefSeq lists its product as uncharacterized. NCBI's taxonomy places the organism in Eukaryota, Fungi, Mucoromycota, Mucoromycetes, Mucorales, Cunninghamellaceae. The transcript has 6 exons. The record is from RefSeq and is a predicted model, not a curated record. The coding region runs from base 61 to 384 and encodes 107 amino acids.
GUUUCCAUUAUAUUCUAAUUGUAUAGUAUGUUAUUAUCUGCUAUUGGAUAAUAGAAGGUUAUGUCUUUUGGUCUUUUUGUUAUUGAUGGUAGUGAAGCAACCUUUUUGUUUGAACGAUUAAAUGGCAAUACUAAAUGUGCAAAAACACCUCUGGUUGAACUUCGAAAACGACAGAUUGCAACUAAUAUUGAAAUGAUCACUUUCUUGUCGUCCUCUUCGUCAACAAUCAAGAUAUCAGGAUGUGAACCAGAAAUGGAACAAACUCUCAAGGAUGCACCCAAUAUGCAAGCAAUACAAUUUCUUGAAUAUAUAGUAUCAGGCAAUGAUAAUGAGCUUUUUUACAAUGAUACUGGCAUUCACCAGUGGACCAUGCUGUUUAGCUGA